UUUCCAUUAGACGUCGUAUAAGAAACAAGUUUGUGCUUUUGUAAAAAAAAUUUAUGUAAAUUAAUAUAUAUUACCUUAAUAAUUAAAAAUAAAUAAGAUAAAGUAAUUAAAUAAAGUUAAUUAAGUAUAAAUUAAUUAAUUAAAUUAAUUAAUAAAAAAAAUGGCAAUUUUAUCAAAUUUAUUGAUUCCAUUAAUUAUUUUAAUUUUAACAACAAUUACAAUUGCCUAUCUAUAUAUGACAAGAAAAUUUAAACAUUGGACAAAAAAAGGAAUAAUGGAAAUAAAACCAAGUGCAUUUGUUGGAAAUUUUGGCAAAUGUUUAUUAAUGAAAAUAUCGCCUGGUUUAUAUUUUAAAAAAAUUUAUAAUAUUGCCAAAGGACAACCAUAUGUGGGAAUUUAUUUACUCGAUAGACCAACAUUAUUGUUACGCGAUCCAGAAAUAAUAAAACGUAUUUUAAUUAAAGAUUUUAAUUCAUUUGGCGAUCGUUAUUCGCGUGCAAGUGUCAAUGAUAAAAUUGGUAAUUCAAAUCUUUUUAUGAUUAAAAAUCCCGCAUGGAAACAAGUACGUUCAAAAUUAACGCCAAUUUUUACAUCGGGACGUUUAAAAAAAAUGUUUCUACUAAUGGAAGAAGUUGGCAAAGAUUUGGAUAUGCAUUUAGAAUCACAAUUAUCAAAAAAUAAUUUUUGUUCAUUGGAAAUGAAAGAAGUUUGCGCAAAAUUUACAACCGAUAUGAUUGGUACAACAGCAUAUGGAUUAAAAGUGAAUUCAUUAAAUAAUCCCGAUGCUGAAUUUCGUAAAUGUGGACGAGAAAUUUUUACAUUUAAUAUAAAACGAUCUAUUGAAUUUACAACAAUAUUUUUUAUACCCGAUUUUGUUGAUAUAUUGGGUUUUCAAUUAUUUUCAAAAAAAAGUACAAAAUUUUUAAGAAAUGUUUUUUGGGACACUAUUAAUGAACGUAUUAAAUCAGGAACAAAAAGAAAUGAUCUUAUUGAUCUUCUUAUUGAAUUAAAACAAAGCCAAGAAAAUGAUUCGUCACAAAAUAAUAAUAAUAAUUUUAAAUUUCAUGGUGACAAUUUAGUAUCUCAAGCAGCUGUUUUUUUUACCGGUGGAUUUGAAACAUCAUCAACAACAAUGUCAUUUGCCUUUUAUGAAUUGGCUGUUAAUAUUGAUGUGCAAAAUAAAUUAAGAUUUGAAAUUGAAGAAGCAUUGCAAGCGAAUGAUGGAAAAAUAACAUAUGACAUGGUUAUGACACUACCGUAUUUAGAUAUGGUAUUAUCGGAAACAUUAAGAUUGUAUCCAAUUUUACCAUAUCUUGAUAGAGUUGCAUUGAAUGAUUAUAAAAUUCCUGAAACAAAUUUACAAAUUGAAAAAGGAACCGUUAUAAUUGUACCAAUGGUUGGUCUUCAUCGUGAUGAAAAAUAUUUUUCAAAUCCCAAUAUUUAUGAUCCCGAACGUUUUUCUGAGGAGAAUAAAAAAUCUCUAACACCAUGUGUUUAUAUGCCAUUUGGAGAGGGACCACAUAUUUGUAUUGGUCAACGUCUCGGACUAUUGCAAUCGAAAUUAGGAAUUAUUCAUAUUAUUUCCAAAUAUGAAAUUUCGAUUGAUACUGAAAAAACUUCUGUUCCAAUAAAAUUAGAUCCAAAAGCAGUUUUAACUGCUUCAAUUGGUGGCAUUUAUCUUAAUUUGAAAAAAAUUACCACCUAAGUAGAGUAUUAUAAAAGAAUAAUAAAUAUAUGUAAGAAAAAAAAGAAAAUAAAAUUUAAAAGAAAAACUAA
Leptopilina boulardi is the source of this 1776-nucleotide messenger RNA. Its product is annotated as cytochrome P450 6k1-like. The transcript has 5 exons. Bases 161 to 1705 code for a protein of 514 amino acids. Lineage: Eukaryota; Metazoa; Arthropoda; Insecta; Hymenoptera; Figitidae. The record is from RefSeq and is a predicted model, not a curated record. Gene Ontology annotation, molecular function: heme binding; oxidoreductase activity, acting on paired donors, with incorporation or reduction of molecular oxygen; iron ion binding.